Nymphaea colorata (pocket water lily) is the source of this 1962-nucleotide messenger RNA. RefSeq names its product probable polygalacturonase. The record is from RefSeq and is a predicted model, not a curated record. Gene Ontology annotation, molecular function: polygalacturonase activity. The transcript has 6 exons. Gene Ontology annotation, biological process: carbohydrate metabolic process. The coding region runs from base 178 to 1578 and encodes 466 amino acids. Lineage: Eukaryota; Viridiplantae; Streptophyta; Magnoliopsida; Nymphaeales; Nymphaeaceae.
AUUGGCUGCAAAACUUUCUAAUGCUGACCGGCUCCAUUGUUUCUGUGCAUGGAGCCGAGCCUGCCCGACUGCCUUCCUUCUUCUUCUUCUUCAUCGUUUUCUUCCCUCACACUGGUUCCUCUGUUUUUCUCUCCGACUUUGCUGUUCCGUUGAGUCUCUCCAUCGGUUGUGUGGCUCAUGAAGAGGCUAAUAUUAUUGGUACUCUUGGUUCUAAACCAUGGUGUCAAUGGUAGUGAAGGAAGGGCAGAGAGUGGGCACUCUGAUCUGGCGCAGAAAUCAGAUGGCUUUCAGUGUGAAGACAACAGGGUAUUGAGACCGAGGCCGCACAGUGUGUCAAUUUCAGACUUUGGAGCCGUUGGCGAUGGGGUCACCUUGAAUACAUUGGCUUUCCAAAAUGCCAUAUUCUAUCUCAAGUCUUUUGCUGAUAAGGGUGGCGCGCAGCUAUACGUGCCUGCAGGAAAAUGGUUGACAGGGAGCUUCAAUCUCACUAGCCACCUUACACUAUUCUUGAACAAAAAUGCUAUCAUUCUCGGAUCAGAGGAAGAAUCUCAUUGGCCCGUCCUUGAUCCCUUGCCUACAUAUGGUCGAGGAUUGGAUGUCGCUGGAAGAAGGCACAGCAGCUUGAUUAAUGGAUACAAACUGACGGAUGUCGUUAUCACAGGGGACAAUGGCACUAUUGAUGGGCAAGGUGCUGUAUGGUGGAAAUCUUUCCGCUCUCAUUCAUUGAAUUAUAGCCGUCCUCACCUUGUCGAGCUUGUCAGUUGCGAUGAUGUUGUUGUCUCAAACCUGACAUUCAUAAACUCCCCAGCUUGGAGCAUCCAUCCAGUCUACUGCAGCAAUGUUCAGGUCCACAAUGUGACGCUACAUGCUCCCCCAGAUUCACCUUAUACAGAUGGUAUUGUCCCAGAUUCUUGUAUGAAUAUGUGCAUUGAAGACAGUGUCAUCAAUGUUGGUCAUGAUGCAAUCGUUCUUAAGAGUGGAUGGGAUGAGUAUGGUAUUUCUUAUGGAAAGCCCACUUCAGAAAUUCACAUUCGACGUGUUCUCCUACAAUCUUCUCUUGCAUCAGCAUUUGCCCUUGGGAGUGAGAUGUCAGGUGGCAUUGAUCACAUAAGAUUGGAGAAGGCUCAGAUCCAUGAUUCACAUACUGGUAUCAAGAUUAAGACAACCCAAGGUAGAGGUGGAUACAUUAAGGACAUAUUUAUAUCUGACAUUUUAAUGGAUAAUGUGGAAACUGCGUUUGAGUUUACUGGCCACUGUGGUACCCACCCAGAUGAACACUAUGAUCCAUCAGCCUUUCCAAUAGUUGGUCAAAUCACUGUGAUGGAUGUUGUUGGGACUAAGAUUGGAUCGGCUGGUAAAUUUGAUGGACUUCAGCAAGCGCCAUUCACUUCAAUCUGCCUUUCCAAUAUCCAUCUUGACAUUAUUUCUGGCAUUUCUGUCCCAUGGUCUUGUUCCAACGUGACAGGCUUCUCAGACUGUGUCUUUCCUGAACCAUGUCCAGCCCUACAAAAUAAGCUUUCCAACUCAUCUCUCUGUUAUUCUUUGCCAAGCAUUUAUGGGUACUCAUAUUCUUCGUAACCCCUUUCCUUCUACCAUUCAACAACGCUUGAGCUAUCUGUAUCAUGAGUCCCCUCCAUUAGAUCUCAGUCUUUCUUUUUUUAUUCUCUUUUUUGUGCAUGCAAUUUUUUCUCAUGUUGGCAAUAAGAAAUCUUCCAUCCUUCUUCUGCUCCUGUUAAUGUUCCCGUCUCUCUCUUUCCCUCUCUGUCUCUCUGUCUCUCUCUGUCUCUCUCUCUGGCAUAUCUGUCUCAAAUGCCAUGUUGGUAUGCCCAUGGCAUUACUUGUUGAGGACAAAGAUGAGGUGUCAAAGACUGUAGUGGUUUAUGCCAGCAGAUUUCCAGCUGGCUAUGUGUCUAUUGUACAGCUACAUUAUUUUGAUUCAUCUGUAAGGAAAAUUUUUUGUUA